Sitodiplosis mosellana (orange wheat blossom midge) is the source of this 3166-nucleotide messenger RNA. RefSeq lists its product as uncharacterized. Bases 651 to 2492 code for a protein of 613 amino acids. Gene Ontology annotation, cellular component: extracellular region. Gene Ontology annotation, molecular function: chitin binding. The transcript has 8 exons. Lineage: Eukaryota; Metazoa; Arthropoda; Insecta; Diptera; Cecidomyiidae. The record is from RefSeq and is a predicted model, not a curated record.
AGUCUUAGCGAGAUGGUCAAUGAGUGAACUACAGUCGAUUUUUAUUUGUGAUCGUUCCACAGCGAAAAGAUAUCGUUUCAAUUUUUCUUCCAUCGGAGCCCAAAAAGUGAUAAGCAAUAAUUUUUCUUUUUAAAAAAAAGGCUUCUUGCAUAAAAUCGCCCCACAAAGUGUUUCAGUGAACAAUUUGAACAAUCCGAAAAGGGGAAAAAGUGGAAGUUUUUUUGUUCAAAAGAAUUAAACAAACAAAUAGUUGUUUUUUAGAUCUACUUAGUUCCGUACAAAGUUAAAGCACGGUAGUUUAUUUAAUGCUCGCACAUGUUUGCAAGCGAACCGAUGCUUGUGUAGCCAGCUGAAUGAAAACUCUGUGCACUGCUUCGAAACCUCUCAUUUUAGUGUAACAUUUAUAGAGAGAGAGAGAGACAAAAAAUAGAGACUAGUGAUUUUUCGAACGCAAUUUCAACCGUCGAAACGGAAUCUUUUCAACGACAAAGCGCCUCAUAACCGUUUUGUAUUUCAACGUCUUAAACUGGAAUUAUAUCGAUUUGCGUAAUCGAUAAUAAAACCAACGAACAACAAAAACAACAAGCAGUGGCGAACGGAUUUGUGCAUUUGUGAACGAGACAGGCGAACCAGAGUGGAAGAGAAGCACCAUGAAAAUCAUACUGGUUGGAUUAUUGCUGCUGAUACAUAUGAUCGGUGUUCUACAUUCGACGUGUGUUCUUGAAUCCGAGUUCGGUUUCAUUAUCAAUUGCAACUUCAAGAAAUCGUCUCUGUUCCGUGUUCGAAAUUUGGGCGGCGUUAAAGCCCAUUUCGGUUUAGGUUUUAGUGUCGGUGAUGAGCUCGGUUUAGAAGAAUCGCUGGGUAAUUUGGAUGGUAACAAGAGACGUUCGAUCAGUAAUACCGAUGCAUUGAUUGCCACUAAUAGCGUUGGAACGCUGCCAGCAUCAAAAUUGCCCUCGACAUCGCCACCAGCAGCGGAGAAACAAAGAGCCGUUCAAUCGUUCCCAUAUCCAUAUGCACAACAGCGACCGGGCGCUUUGAUGCCGUCAACGACCCGCGCACCAAUUUUCUACAAACGAAACACACCACAAGCGAUGACCGAAGCUCAAUCGUUACCGCUUGGCGUGCCAGCAUUCAGGCCAUUGAAAACCUCGGCAACGAACAACAUUCAAACGUUGCUGAAAAAAGCCAGUGAUUCCACUGUCACACGCAACGGUGCACUGCAUCAAUAUCCAGCUCCAGAUUUGACGGCCGCCAAUUUGACUUUCAUCCAAACGCAAUUGGCACACACCAAUGCAGCCGGACCCAUUAAAACGAAGCCAAUGGUCAUUUCGCCACAAGCAAAUGCAUUCAAAGUGCCCGCUUUUCAAGCGUUGCCAUCGUCGGUGUCACGCAUUUCAACCGGACAAAUUGUGCAUACCGACAAUGAAAUUCGAAAAGUAUCACCUGCAACUGAACAAUACACGACGAUUCAAAGAUUCGACACAAUCAAUAGAAAGGAUGAUACAAUAGAUGUGACUAAUUUCAAGUCAAGCAGCACCACUCCAGGAACUUUGCCCGAAAUCGAUCUCAAAGGUCAUACGGUUGAGGAAUUGGCGGCUGUGGCGAAUGUGAGUGUUUCGGCUAUAAAAAAAGCCAUCGAACUGCGUCAAAAGCAACUGAUGGCUGUACACGAAGAAUUGAUUCGCAACAAAACUCUCGAAGAGGAGCUAAAACGAGACGAAAUGAUCGCUAAGCAAUUGGCAAUGUACCAACAAGAACAUCAGAAAUUCUUGGCAACCAGCACAACGGAAGCACCAACCACCGCUUCAACCACAACUACAACCGUUCGAACGACAACAGCCAGAAGAGCUACUCGUGCUCCAGUUCCGCAGAAAAUUAGCGGCAAAGUUCCUGCCAGUGUUGUUCAAAGCAAGGUGAUGAACGCCCCAAAAGAGUACUAUCCAGUUGGUUAUGAUAAAAACUUUGAUGAUAAUUUCACGACAAAGGUUGAUUUACCGCCCACCGCAUUCCAAUGUGGCGAUCAAAAGCAUUUCCCCGGCCUGUAUGGUGAUGUUGAUCUGGGUUGCAUGGUAUUCCACGUUUGUGCAUUAACUGACGAUGGUCUAAUUAUGAAAUCGUUUUUGUGUCCAGAGAGCACACUGUUCGAUCAAACGAUCUUGAAAUGUAACUGGUGGUUCUAUGUCGAUUGUAAAUCGAGCAAAUCACUGUACGAUUCUAACUUGCCCGUUUCAAAGAGCUAUCAAUUGAUGAAGGCACUCACGUUCUUCUCGAACUUUAAGAGUAAAUCUGGGAACGACACCGAACCAGCCGUUGAUAUUGGUGCAUUGCAAAAUUCGGUGUUGUCAAAACGAAAUGGAAAGAAAUUAGACCCGAAGAAAGUAGAAUCGAAUAAGGUGACGUCUAAAGCACCCGAAUCAACGACGAAUAAACCAAAAUCCGAACCGAAAAAACCGGAGGCCAAGAAAGAGGAAAAACCAACACAAUCAUAAGCAUUUUUUCCAUAGAUAGUAUUUGAACGGGCACCGUGUGUGUGAUGUAGAGAAUCAUUUCAACUGUAUUUUUCUCACCUGAAAUUAUUCUUUUGUCAAACACGUCAUUUAGAAAAUGUUUCCGUGUAUUUGGUACAAAUGAAUGAUUUGUUGAACAAAAAAAAAAAAUCGCUUGCCUCAUUGAAAUCAAAGCCGUUGAUAAUAUUCUUGAUCUAAACUGGUUUCCGAAGAGUCGAUUUGAAAAGCCCAAAAAAACACACACACUAUUUAUAUACAAAUAAUGCUUAUAGUUUAUAGUUUUGGCCGAUGUAGUUAAUCAUAGUUCCCACAUGUAAAUAGAGGUGAAAAAAUGACUUUUUUUUAUACAUAGACGAUUCACAUCGAUUUCGACUUUUUUUUUGUUCCAUUUUUAUCCCCUUAGAGGAAUUCAGAAAAAAGACAGAAAAUUUGCGAUGCAUGACUUGUUCGUAUUUAUUUUGUAUUUGUUUAGUUGUUAACUGCGCCUUUGAGUCAUUUACAAAUUUAAGCUAUUAUUAGGUUUUAGAUGGAAGCACAUAAUCCAAUCAUAACAAGAACAACAACAACUUAGUCGAUUAUUCCAAUUUAUACGUUAGAAAGAGAUAGAGAGAAUGAGAAAAAAAUACACAAUAAACACGAAAUUUUGUAAGUAGGAA